Messenger RNA from Linum trigynum, 9502 nucleotides. Lineage: Eukaryota; Viridiplantae; Streptophyta; Magnoliopsida; Malpighiales; Linaceae. The record is from the annotation of a GenBank genome assembly.
ACCAACAACUUCUUGAACCUCUAAAUAAUUGUUGCAUGUUGAUGAUAAGAUAUGCCGCAUUCAUAAGGAGCGCAAUUGUGCAUUGUGAGUCAAGCUCAAAGCAAAUCGAUCGAUGGCCGAUUGGCUCACUCAAUGGAGGACUUCCACACCGUGCGUUUCAAUUAUGUUCGAGUGAAAGACCAAAGAGAAUGCUUCCAGAUAGGCCCCCGUAUGAUCUCGAAUCAGGAUUCUUGUAAUGCGGACGCUUGGAUCUGGUAAGACGGUACCAUCUGAAUUGAGAGUGACCCGCUUCGAAGGUGGCGGCUUUUAAGAGAUUCCAGCCUCCGACCUAGCAAACGGAAUGACGGGUGAAUUAGCUUAUCCUUGUCGAUUAUGACAAGCCUCACUACAACUAUUCAUGCCAGGACGCUCUGAAUGAAUGCUCCAGUCAAUACAACUAUUCAUACGAUUUUGUCUUAAAGUUUCGAUUUGGAUAUCAGCCCAUCGGUUUAGGAUUGUGGCCUCCAAUUAACAAAAACCAUAUAGAUCAAAUUAACUAGGGAAUGAGGAAUUUUACAAUACUCUAUAGUAUUGGUGCUAUAGGUUUUUACCUUUAUGGUACAACUUGAAAUUGUACAUUCAAUGUUAUGGUACAGAUUUAGAUUAUACCUACACUGUUUUGUACAUAUUCUUUAUGGUACAACUUGAACUUGUGCCUUUAUGUGAUGGUACAACUUCAACUUGUAAGGGUACAAAUUCCUUUAUGGUACAACUUGAACUUAUACAUUUAAUGUUAUGGUACAACUUCAAAUUGUACAUUAAAACACCAAUACUUUAUAGCAUAAUAAAAGGGCUCCUAGGGAAUGGGGUAAUACUAAUAGGAGGGAUGAAUAAUCUGUAACAUCCCGUUCCGGCAAAACCCAUAUUUCGAUCGCUAGAAAGUUCGCGAUUUAAAAUCGAGCAUUUCGAAUUUAAUUCCCUUCCCAGACAAACUCUCCAGAAACCAUAUCAUCUUCUUCUUUUUAGUUUCCGCGAGAGAAGUAGAGAAACAGAGCGUUCGGGGGAAAAAUUCUCCGGCUCAAAUUCUUGAGCCCUAGUGAUCCAAAAAUCCCGUAAGUAAUGCCUAAUUCAUCUAUUCAUCGUGAUUUAUCGAUUUAGAGCUUUAAAACGAGUUUUUGGUUCAGGAAUUUCUUGAAUUCCCGAUCUGCCAGAUUAGGGUUUUGGAGUAUCCGGAAGCCGGAUUGAGCCCAAAUUUCAUAUACGAGCUUCCUGCAGCGAGGUAAUCAAUCCCCUAGUUCUAAUUCCUGAUUUUCGGCUAUUAUUUAGGCCGGGGUCCAAACCGCUGAAUUUAGCUCCGGCCAGGGUUUGAUGUGUUUUUAUCAAGAAUUUGACCCGGAGCCUAGAACUAAUAUUGACGGGGAUACUGCAGGGGAUAUUAGGACGGUCUCGGAUUUUAAUUCGGGGUUCGUUCGUGAAAUUGACGUUUUAGUACGGGAGGCUAGAACCGGUGUUUGAACGACCAGAACUGGUGAGGGAUUAGCACGGCAUACCGGGUUUGUCGUAUCACGAUAAUUAUAUUGAUGCUUAGAAUUGACCUAGGUGAACUAGAAUGGCAUGAUUAGGGGUGUAUGGACUUUUGUGCUAUAUGAUGAACCCUGGACUACUGUAUGAUAUUAUUGACUUGCCCUAAUCGAUAUGAACCUUGUUUAUGUGGAUGAUUGCCUACAUGUUGCCAUUUGUGGCUUAACUGUUGAUAUGACUUUAUGGUUGUUCGAUAAGGGUUUUUGACAUGAUGUGAUAUUGUGGUUGUUUUUGGAUUCACAAGUGGGGAAAAUAAACUUCCCAGGGUGAUAUUAUGAUGUUUAAGGAGGAUGACUUGCACGAGGGUUUAUCCCGAGGAAAUGCAAUUAUACGACUCCUGAUUUACCUAUGUUGAGCCAAUUGUGGCCAGGUCAAGUACAUGUGCAAGUAAUGAAUUAUGAUUAAGCAAGAUGAGAUAUGAAUCAUGUAUAAGGAUACCAAUAAUGAGUGUGGUGGUCUCACGGUCAACUACAUAGUAAUUAGGGCUCCCUAUGCUAUUACUCUACUAUGAUAUGUAUGAUAGUCACACCUCUCAUUUGGUGGUGACUGAAGAAUUCUUAUGAGAUAUGACCACACCCAGAGCGGUGUCGGGGUAUGACUACACCCAUAGUGGUGUGGGGUAUGUAUGACCACAUCCGACGGGAUGUUGGGGUAUGUAUGACUACAUCCGACGGGAUGUGGGGUAUGUUUCCCGGGAGAGUUAUUAGCAUGGGAGUAGCCAGGCGCCUAUGAUUAAAACAUGAUAAGAUGCAUAUGCAUAAGUCAAAGUGGUUGAGUCUUUUGCCUAUUGGGAUAUGAGGAUGGCUGAGGUCCGAUCCUAGUGUUUUGGCUUGAUUGUUAGAUGUAUGAUAGGGGUAUGCUCUGUUAUGAACUCACGAUGCUAUGAUUAUCUCACUCAGCUAUGAGCUGACCCUCUUUUAUUCUUCUUCUCUGCUUAUGCUAUGUGUAAGCAGAUCAUCAGCAGCAGCAGUAGAUAAGUGUUAGGUGGGAGAGGAGCUAGAGUUGAAGCCAGGAUGAGGUAUGGUCUUCAACUAUUCUGUGCUUGGACUACUACUUGGGAUUUUGGCCAGUGAUCCACACCUUUUUGUAAAAAUGUUUUGAGAACAUUUUCAUGUGCAUACUAGCUUCGAAUGUAGUGUGAGAUAUCCACAGGUGUGGAAAGUUAAUGAUAUGUGUAUAUGUUGUGUAACUGUGUAAGUUGUGACGAUUAUGGUAUGUAUAAGUAUGGUAUGCAGUUAGGAAGUAUGAAAAGUGUGACUAUGGCUAAGAAAAGCCAAUGCAUAUGGUUGUGAGUAUAUAUGUUUGUGAUGAAUUAUUUUGCAGGUUCAGUUGCAAGAACUGUUAGCCCAUUACGCGAGUAAUUCAUGUCGGAAUUUUAUUUAGGUAAAAUUUGAUAAUUAAUGUAACACCCGAGAUUAAUUCCGCUGCAAUUGUAUGAACAAUAUGAUUAGGCAAAACGUAUAGGGUAGGGUGUUACAGUUUGGUAUCAGAGCCCGGUUCCCUCUUUUUGCUGUUAUGGCGUACUAUACCCUAUGGGAGGCUAAACACUCCUAAGGAGGGGAGUACCCCAUAAUGACUUAAACUGGGAAUUGAAUUUGAUAUGAUUAUGUGUAUUGGUAUAUUGGAUGAAAUUACCUGCAUCAUGGUUUUCAAAAAUUGAGUUUUGAACUUAUUUGUUUUCAAGUAAUUAGUUUGGAAAAAUUUUGUUUUAACCAAGUGAGAGAUUUGGUGAAGAAUGAAUUUUGUGUGGAUCAAUCUAAGGCCAAUAUUUCCUUGUAGUUCCCACGGAAGUUGUGAAAAUGUUCCUACUGACCAGUCGAGAGGGGUGGGGGCGGUUGAUGCAAGACCGCCAGUAUUAGAUUAUGCAAAGAUGAAGAGUUUGGGUGGUAGGGACUUUAAGGGAGAUGUGAGCCCAGAUGCUGUAGUAGAGUGGUUGAGAGAGAUGGAAGAUGUGUUUGAAUAUCUUUAUGCAACCCCAGAGGAAAAAGUGCAAUAUGUUGUUUUUCUCCUAAAGGGGUAUGCGAGGAGCUGGUGGUCCUCAGUCUCUAGAGUUAAUGGUGAACGAGUUCAGUUCACCUGGGAGGAGUUCCUGAAGGCCUUUAAGACAGAGUUUCUUCCCGAAGCUUUUAUCAGGGCAAAGAACAAUGAAUUUGCCAACCUUAAGCAGGAGAAUAUGACAGUUACUGAGUACACCAUCAAGUUUGUUCGACUGCUUUACUUUGAGGAUGGGUUGGCGGAUACUGAGCAAAAGAAGAAGAUGAGAUACUUGCAUGGUCUGCGCAUAGGAUUGAAAGAAAAGAUCCACAGGGUUGAUGAAGAGAGCAUGGCCACAAUUAAGGAGGCUGCACUUAAGUAUGAAGCCUAUGAAGUUGAGAGCCGAGAGGAACACAAGGCUAAAGAAGAGGAGAAGAAGAGGAAGUUUGGAGUAAAUUAUGCUGGACCUCGUUACCCACCCAGGAGAGGUCCUAGCAAUUUUGGGAGAACACAGAGUCAAUCUAUGUCAGGAACAUCAUACAGGGCACCAAUUUCCUCAGCCACACAAUUUCCAUUUUGUCAAGUUUGUCAGAAGAGGCAUCCUGGAGAGUGUAGGAGAUUUUCUGGUGUAUGCUUUCACUGUGGCCAACCUGGGCACAUCAUGAGGGAUUGCCCGCAUUCGAGAGAAGUAAGAGCUACACAGUCCAAGCCUUCAGUGCAAUUUAGUAGAGCCCCAUUCAGGGGUGGUUACCAGGGAGGCCGUAGUGGAUUUCAGAGUGGUCGUGGUGGUUCACAGGGUGGUAGAAGUGGUGGUCGAAAUCAACCAUCAGGAAGUGGUACGCAGGGUACCAGAGCACAGGGAGCACCGAGGGUUUAUGCAAUGACUCGAGGUGAGGCAGAAGUGGCACCAGAAGUUGUGACUGGUAUGCUUUCUAUCCUUGGCAAGCAAUUAUAUGCUUUGAUCGAUACUGGUUCCUCUCACUCAUUCAUGUCAUAUACGUUUGCACAUAUGCUACGCUUAGUUCCAGAUAAGCUAGGUUAUACCUUAUGUGUUAAAACACCUGUGGGAGAUACCUUGAAGGUAGACUCAGUUAUUAGAAGUUCCUUCAUUUGUGUGGAAGGAGCUUUCCUAGCAGCAGAUUUAAUUCUGCUACCUUUUGAUGAAUUUGAUGUCAUCCUUGGAAUGGACUUUCUGGCAACACAUGGAGCUGUUGUGGAUUGUCAAAAGAAAGAAGUGUUAUUCAGCACACCAGAUAAAGGUCCUGUUGUAUUCCGAGGCAUUAAGAAAAAGGAGACUCAUGGUUUUCUUUCUGCCUUGGAAGCUUUUCGGUUAGUGAAGGAAGGUUGUGAAGCCUUUCUUGCUCAAGUUACUGUAGUAAAUGAUAAGAAGGUUGAGGAUGUAGAGGUGGUAAGGGAAUUUCCUGAUGUAUUCCCUGAAGAACUUCCCGGCCUUCCACCAGAAAGGGAAGUAGAGUUUGAUAUUGAAUUGGUACCUGGCACAACACCAAUUUCAAUGGCACCAUAUAGAAUGGCACCAAUUGAGCUGAAGGAGCUUAAAGAACAAUUGCAAGAAUUGUUAGACAAGGGGUUUAUUCGACCUAGCAUCUCACCUUGGGGUGCACCGGUUUUGUUUGUCAAGAAGAAAGAUGGUUCCAUGAGAAUGUGCAUUGACUACCGGAGGUUGAAUAAGGCGACAGUGAAGAAUCGUUAUCCCCUUCCAAGAAUAGAUGAUUUGUUUGAUCAAUUGCAGGGUGCAUCAGUCUUUUCUAAGAUUGAUUUGAGAUCUGGAUACCAUCAAUUGAAAGUGGCAGAUGGAGCAACCUCAAAGACAGCUUUUAGAACAAGAUAUGGGCAUUAUGAGUUCCUGGUAAUGCCUUUUGGACUCACUAAUGCACCAGCGGUAUUUAUGGCUCUUAUGAACAGAGUUUUCCAUGAAUAUCUUGAUAAGUUUGUGAUUGUGUUCAUAGAUGAUAUUCUCAUCUAUUCUAAAAGCGAGGAGGAGCACAAAACUCACCUUAGAAUUGUGUUGCAAAUUCUAAGGGAGAAACAAUUAUAUGCAAAAUUCUCAAAAUGUGAGUUUUGGCUGAAGGAGGUAAUAUUUCUGGGACAUGUAAUUUCUGGAAGAGGUGUCGAGGUGGAUCCGAAAAAGGUGGAAGCAGUGGUGAGUUGGACUCCACCAAAAGAUGUGUCGGAGUUGAGAAGUUUUCUUGGCAUGGCAGGUUAUUAUCGGCGGUUUGUCGAAGGAUUUUCUAAAAUUGCUGCACCAUUGACUAAACUGUUGAGGAAGAAUACUAAGUAUGUUUGGGAUGAAUCAUGUCAAAAGAGUUUUGAUGAACUGAAAAAGAGAUUGACCACAGCACCAGUACUUGCACUACCUUCAAGUCAGGGAGAGUUUGUGGUGUAUAGUGAUGCCUCGUAUCAAGGAUUGGGCUGUGUGUUAAUGCAAGAUGGAAGAGUUAUCGCAUAUGCCUCUAGGCAAUUGCGUCCUCAUGAAGUAAAUUAUCCAACUCAUGACUUAGAAUUGGCAGCGGUGGUAUUUGCUCUCAAGAUUUGGCGACAUUAUUUGUAUGGUGAGACUUUUAAAAUUCUAACUGAUCACAAAAGCUUGAAGUAUAUUAUGGAUCAGAAGGAUUUAAAUAGUCGCCAGAGGAGAUGGAUAGAGUUGUUGAAAGAUUAUGAUUGUACCAUUGAUUACCAUCCAGGUAAAGCUAAUGUAGUUGCUGAUGCUCUGAGCAGAAAGGGGAAGAAGAAUAUAAAUGAUCUGGUUGAUUUGAGGGCAAUGAAUGUUGAUUUGGAAGUGGAUGGUGUAACAGGGUUACUAGCUCGGUUGAACAUUCGACCUUUGUUGCACGACAAAAUUCGUGAGAAGCAGAAGGAGGACCCAGAGUUGGCAAAAAUCAUUCAAGACAUUGAGGAAGGAAAAGAAAGCCCAUUUGAAAUGGUAGAUGGCAUGUUGAAGAUUAAUGGAAGAGCAUGUGUUCCUAAUGUUGAUAACUUGAGGAAAGAGAUCCUAGAUGAAGCUCAUUCUUCUGCUUAUGCUAUGCACCCAGGAGCAACUAAAAUGUAUCACACGAUCAAACCAUAUUUUUGGUGGCGUGGGAUGAAAAAGGAAGCGGCUGAACAUGUUUUCACAUGUCUAGUAUGUCAGAAAGUUAAGGCAAAACAUCAAGCUCCCGUGGGAAAACUGCAACCACUUCCAAUUCCAGAAUGGAAGUGGGAAAGAAUCACAAUGGAUUUUGUAUAUGGUCUCCCACCAUCAAGGGGAAAGGAUGCAGUAUGGGUUAUUGUGGACCGACUGACCAAAUCGGCUCACUUUUUACCCAUUAGAUGGAAACCAUCACUGGAGACUUUGUCUCAACUAUAUAUUAAGGAGAUCGUCAGAUUGCAUGGUGUGCCAAUUUCUAUUGUCUCUGAUCGAGACCCGAGCUUCACAUCUCGGUUUUGGCAAAGUUUACAUGAUGCCUUGGGAACUAAACUGCAUUUUACUUCAGCUUAUCAUCCUCAAACAGAUGGACAGAGUGAACGAACCAUCCUAACUUUGGAGGAAUUACUUCGAUCAUGUGUAAUGCAAUGGGAGGAAUCAUGGAUUGACCAUUUGCCCUUGAUUGAGUUUGCUUACAACAAUCAGUACCAUAGUAGUUUGGGUAUUUCACCAUAUGAAGCACUUUAUGGGAGGAAAUGCAGGACACCAUUAUGUUGGGAUGUAGAAGGAGCAAGGCAAAUCUCAGGGCCAGAGAUAGUUCAGAUCACAGUUGACAAGGUCAAGGAAAUCAGGGAGCGGUUGAGGGUGGCUCAAGAUCGACAUAAAGUUUAUGUUGACACGAAUAGGCGUGAAGUUAAUUUCGAAGUGGGUGAGAAAGUAUUUCUCAAAGUGUCACCAUGGAAAGGGGUGAUGAGAUUUGGUAAGAAAGGAAAGCUUGCACCUCGGUAUAUUGGUCCCUAUGAAAUCACAGAGAAGAUUGGACCAGUGGCUUAUAAGUUGGCAUUGCCUCCAGAACUAUCUCAAAUCCACAAUGUAUUUCAUGUGAGUAUGCUGAAGAAGUACAAAGUGGAUCCUUCCCAUGUUAUACAACCAGAAGAGAUCGAGUUGGGUUCAGAUUUGACAUUUGAAGAGGUUCCAGUUGAGAUUGUUGAUUUUCAGAUUAAGAAUCUUCGUAGGAAGGAAAUUCCAAUGUUGAAGGUUAUGUGGAGGAAUCAAGAAAGUGAGAGUGCUACAUGGGAAACUGAAGCAAGUAUGCGGGAGAAGUACCCUGAGUUAGUAGCAACCUACUUUACAGGUUAACAAUCUUGCUUAGUAAGUUAUGUUUUGAACUUGCUGACGUGUUUUUGUUGUGAUAGCCCAGUAUAGGUUUUUGAAACCUAAACAUGGGAACUUGAGGUGUUAUGUGUUACCUUCUAUGUUAUGAAUUGCCUGACCUAAGAGUUAGGUAAUGACUUUAUGUGUGAUAGACCAAGUUAAGGGUAAGUAAGAGGAGUUAGAGUUUGACUCAAGGUUAGAUUUCGGGGACGAAAUCUUUUAAGGAGGGAAGAGUUGUAACAUCCCGUUCCGGCAAAACCCAUAUUUCGAUCGCUAGAAAGUUCGCGAUUUAAAAUCGAGCAUUUCGAAUUUAAUUCCCUUCCCAGACAAACUCUCCAGAAACCAUAUCAUCUUCUUCUUUUUAGUUUCCGCGAGAGAAGUAGAGAAACAGAGCGUUCGGGGGAAAAAUUCUCCGGCUCAAAUUCUUGAGCCCUAGUGAUCCAAAAAUCCCGUAAGUAAUGCCUAAUUCAUCUAUUCAUCGUGAUUUAUCGAUUUAGAGCUUUAAAACGAGUUUUUGGUUCAGGAAUUUCUUGAAUUCCCGAUCUGCCAGAUUAGGGUUUUGGAGUAUCCGGAAGCCGGAUUGAGCCCAAAUUUCAUAUACGAGCUUCCUGCAGCGAGGUAAUCAAUCCCCUAGUUCUAAUUCCUGAUUUUCGGCUAUUAUUUAGGCCGGGGUCCAAACCGCUGAAUUUAGCUCCGGCCAGGGUUUGAUGUGUUUUUAUCAAGAAUUUGACCCGGAGCCUAGAACUAAUAUUGACGGGGAUACUGCAGGGGAUAUUAGGACGGUCUCGGAUUUUAAUUCGGGGUUCGUUCGUGAAAUUGACGUUUUAGUACGGGAGGCUAGAACCGGUGUUUGAACGACCAGAACUGGUGAGGGAUUAGCACGGCAUACCGGGUUUGUCGUAUCACGAUAAUUAUAUUGAUGCUUAGAAUUGACCUAGGUGAACUAGAAUGGCAUGAUUAGGGGUGUAUGGACUUUUGUGCUAUAUGAUGAACCCUGGACUACUGUAUGAUAUUAUUGACUUGCCCUAAUCGAUAUGAACCUUGUUUAUGUGGAUGAUUGCCUACAUGUUGCCAUUUGUGGCUUAACUGUUGAUAUGACUUUAUGGUUGUUCGAUAAGGGUUUUUGACAUGAUGUGAUAUUGUGGUUGUUUUUGGAUUCACAAGUGGGGAAAAUAAACUUCCCAGGGUGAUAUUAUGAUGUUUAAGGAGGAUGACUUGCACGAGGGUUUAUCCCGAGGAAAUGCAAUUAUACGACUCCUGAUUUACCUAUGUUGAGCCAAUUGUGGCCAGGUCAAGUACAUGUGCAAGUAAUGAAUUAUGAUUAAGCAAGAUGAGAUAUGAAUCAUGUAUAAGGAUACCAAUAAUGAGUGUGGUGGUCUCACGGUCAACUACAUAGUAAUUAGGGCUCCCUAUGCUAUUACUCUACUAUGAUAUGUAUGAUAGUCACACCUCUCAUUUGGUGGUGACUGAAGAAUUCUUAUGAGAUAUGACCACACCCAGAGCGGUGUCGGGGUAUGACUACACCCAUAGUGGUGUGGGGUAUGUAUGACCACAUCCGACGGGAUGUUGGGGUAUGUAUGACUACAUCCGACGGGAUGUGGGGUAUGUUUCCCGGGAGAGUUAUUAGCAUGGGAGUAGCCAGGCGCCUAUGAUUAAAACAUGAUAAGAUGC